Molecule: messenger RNA, 2601 nt
Organism: Lodderomyces jiufengensis
Lineage: Eukaryota; Fungi; Ascomycota; Pichiomycetes; Serinales; Debaryomycetaceae
Exons: 1
Coding region: 1-2601 (866 amino acids)
Cellular component (GO): nucleus; cytoplasm
Molecular function (GO): mRNA binding
Source: RefSeq, a predicted model, not a curated record
AUGAGAGAAAGAGAUUUGUCAAAGGUUGAUGCAGAAUCUAGCAGGAAACGACAUAAUAAUUAUAAUAAUAAUACAUUUAAACAACAACAAGAUAAUCAAACACAUUCUCAGAAGACUAAACCUGAACCACAACGAAGAAAAUUAUCCUAUAACCAAGAUGCAAAACCAUUUAUACCUAAACAAUCUUUAGAAUCUUCAAUUUCAUUUAAUAAUAAAACUGAAAGUCAGCCGCAGCAAAAGCAACAAUUUAGGCAACAGCAAUUUCAACAACAUCAACAACAUUCAAAGCAACAAGAAGAUAAACCACAAAUAGAAGAAGAAGCCAUAGAAUUAAGUUCUUCAAAACCUCCAACUUCAAAAUUUGUAAAUAAAAAACAUACAAGUUCAUUAUCACCAGGGAAUUCCGAAGUUACUCCAAAACCUUACGUAAUCGAAAUUUAUAAUAUACCUUCAAAAACUACAGAAGAAGAUAUUGAUCAAUUACUACAACCAUUAGUGGAUUAUGAUUCUUAUAAAAUUGUAAAAUUUGUACUAAAAGAUGAUAAUAAACCAUCUAAAGUUUUAAUUAAAAUUGAAAACUUAUCAAUUUAUCAUAAGAUUUCUCAAGCAUUAAAUGGGUCAAAAUGGCAAGAAAAUGUAUUGACAAUAAAUUUAAAUACAACUCAUGACCAACCUAAAUCAUCAUAUUUUUCAACUCCAUCUUCCGCAAGUUUACGAAGAAACACAAAUAGUCAAGCUUCAUCAUCAGCUUCAUCAUCGUCACUAGAAUUUAAUAAAUCAUUUGUACCGAACCAAUAUAGACAUCCAUCACUACAUAGAAAUUCAAAUUCUUACUACAACAAUAAUAGAUUUAAUCACUCACAUUCAAAACAACAACCUUUUACAUCAGACUCAAGAAGAUCGACAAAUUCAAGUUCAAGAGGAAGUUCAAUUAGUAGAGGUAGUUCAAUAUUCUCAAAUCAUAACUACAAUAGAGAUAGUAGGACUAGUUCAUCUGGAUCAUCUAUAGGUUCUCGUGAUCUGACACUGGGUAAACAACCUGUUCCAUCUUUUAUAAUGAACAUGGUUCAUGAUAGACACGAUCAUAAAUUUAAAGAAGAGGAAGAGGAGACUCACGUCGAGGAAAAAGAUGUGGAAGAAGUAGUGGAAGAAGAGACUGCCACAUCAAAACAUGAAGAACAGACGCCUCAAGAAGAGGAGAAGGAAGUAAAAGAGGAAAUACCCAGUAAUUACCCUGAGGAAGAACCAAAAGAACCAGAUCAGUAUGAUGAUGAUAAUGAGUAUAUUGAAAUUCCAAUUGGAGAAGGAGAAAAUCCAAAUGAAUUAAUAAAAGUUAAUGCAACAAGAUUAUUUGUUGGUAAUGUACCUUAUUCAUCAAAUUGGGCAUCUCUUAAAAGAUUCUUAAUUGAAAAAUCAAAAGAAAUUGAACCAAAUAAUAAAAUUGAAAUUUUAAGAGUUGAAAUUCCAAUACAACAAAUUAAUUUUAAUGAAGGAUUAUUUAUUAAUAGACAAGGUAUACCACAACAACAAAUUGUAUCAAAAAGUAGAGGAUUUGCUAUAAUAACAACAAAAAAUAAAUUUUCAUCUUUAAAAUUAAUUAAAAUGUUUGAUAAUAUUGAAUUUGAAGGAAGAUCAUUAACUGUUAGAUUUGAUAAAUUCCCACAAUAUAAUAAUUAUACAUUACAACAAUUAAGUUCAAAUAAUAAUAACCCAACUAAUAUAAUUAAUAAUAAUCAUAAUGUAAAUAAAAAUAUUAAUAAUCUAAAUACUCAUUCUGCAUAUUCACAGAACCAACCACUACAUAAUCAACAACAUACAUAUCCUCAACAACCAAUAAAUUAUAUACCACAACCACAAUUGCAUCCACAACCCAUUUUAAUAUCUCAACAACAAUAUCCAACACCUUAUAGUAUAUCUAAUCAACAACAGCAACCACCACCACAAACACAACAAUUACAAUCUUCAAAUAUAUCAUCAAGUUAUCCACCAAAUAAUCCUGGAGGUCCAUCAUUAUUAAGUAAUUUAGCAUUUGAAAGAAAUUCAUUACAACAAAAGUUUUAUUAUGGAAGUGGUCCAUCAUCAAUUCAAAAACAGUCAACAAAUUUUAUACAACAACCAACUACUACUUCACAACAAUCUCAACAACCUCCACAACAACCACAACCUCCAAUAAUGACAACAAAUAUAAAUCAAUCAUCACCAGGUUAUUACGUAAUGCCAUAUUAUUUUCAAACAACUCCACCAACAGGUCCAGGAUUAUUUUCCCCAAACCCAUAUAGUUAUCAUCAACAAUUACCACCUCAACAUCACGUCCAACAUCAUGUUCAACAUCAUCAUCAUCAUGUUCAACCACAAUUAGCAAACAAUUUUUAUAAUUAUCAAGAUUUUGAACCAAAUUAUCAUACUCCAAAAUUUGAUGAAUUCGAAGAAGAAGAAGAAGAAAAAGAUUAUGUUGAUAAUGAUGAUAAUGAUAGGAAAAGCUUAAAAAAUGUUAAAAAUGUUUUAGGUACUGAUGAUACUAUUGAAAAAGAUAUUACUGAAGAAGAUGAAAAAGCAAGAGAAUUAUUUCAAGAUUUAUCAAUAAAUCCAAGUAAAACAUGA